AUCCUGGUCCACGGGCCGGACGAGGCGACCAAGUCCCUGGGAGAGUACUGUCAGAACACCGGCUUUGUGGAGGGAAGUGUGUUCUGCCCCAACAUCGGUGACGUCAUCGACGCCACCACAGAGAGACACAUCUACCAGGUGCGACUGAGGGACCAGCUGGUCAGCUCCCUGAGCUUCGCCCGUGCCCGGGACAUGGAGCUAGCCUGGGUGGACGGACAGCUGGACAUCCCGCCCGUGGACAGCGUGGAGGAGGACGAGGAGAUGCCGGACGACGAGGCCGCCAAGAAACGGGCAGAAUCUCAACUGAACACAAAUCCCCCCACGUUGGAGAGUCUCCCUCCCAAUAUGGUCCCGCCCCACAUGUCUGUGUUCAUCAACGAGCCCAAGCUGUCCGACUUCAAAGUGGUGCUCAUCAACGCCGGGGUGACCUGCGAGUUCGCCUCCGGCGUCCUGGUUUGUAACAACCUAGUGGCUGUCCGCAGGGACGCUGCUGGUAAAAUGAAGCUGGAGGGAACACUGUGCGAAGACUACUUCAAAAUUCGGAACCUGCUCUACUCACAAUAUGCCAUAGUGUAGUACGCCAUUCCAUACAUUCUUGUGGAUUCUUUGAUCUUUUAGGACAAAUCGAGAUUCUUUUUCAACGCCCACAAAUUGAUAUUGACAAUACAACACCUUGUCUUCUCUUGUGCCUCAAUGUAGUGUUCUUGUGUCGGGGGGGGGGGGGGGGGGGGGGGGGAAUCUACUCUUUUUUGGUCCUUUUUCCAUACUCAACAGAUCUUGAUUCGAACACAACAAAGGCAUAGGGACAGCAGCGUUUGGUUUCAGUUUUUACUAUUACUUUUUAAAAUUUUGAACCCAUUCUUUCCAGUAAGGUACACAGAAUUCUGUUUCGGUUUUCUAAAUCGUUUAUGGAUACAACAUUGCUGUCAGUAUAGUAUAUUGUCUUUGAAGUCUUUGUAUAAAAUGUAUACCCCUUUUUACAGUUGCCUUGGAACUUUUGCAUAUGAAACUUCAUGAUGAAGAUAAAGCAGGGAUAGUGCAUGUAUAAAACACUUUUCAUACUCUUACAAGUUGCAGAUUUUUCAUGUUUCAAAUAUAAACUUAGAGUCAAUUCAGUACGGCAUUAUAACAUAUUUUGUGCUAUAUAAAUAUGUACCUCUAUUUGUGGCUCUCUCAUCUGUGUCGUGUUGCGCCACUCUGUACAUGUACGUAAUAGAAGGGAAACUGACGUUUCGCAUGAAGUCUGCGAAUCCACCUUUAUGUUAUUCUCUCUUAAGUCUUACAGUACGUUACAGUUACAGGUGCACUUACUCGGAGUCAAUAGCCAAUGCACAGAUUCACAGCCAUCAUGUAUAGGCCUGCUAUUCUUCGGAUUAGUGACAAAAAUUGCUGGUCUCUUGCCAAUUGUGAUGAUUUCUUCUUUUUCUGCAUUCCCCGCCAGCUAACUGGUUAGGCACAUCAUUGUUGCACACAAGAGACCUGAGUUAGAUUCCUGAGUGGAGAGAAUAUUUUUACCUAGCAUCUCAGUCUUUCUGAUGGGAUGCUGCAUCCCUCUCACUCUCAGCGUGGGUUGGCCGUUACAGGCAGGAGUUGGAAGCCCCCUUCCAAAAUUAUCUAAAUUGUGUUGAUAGGGCUAUUAAUUUUUUUAAAACUACAUAAAUAGAAAGUACACCUGCUAGAGUCUAGGAAGCACCUGGCAGUAAAAUCUUCAUCAGUGCAGUUGAAUUUUACGUCCAUGACUGUUUAUCUCUACAUGGACACUGAAGAGGUUUGAACAGCUAAAUUCCAAUGCCCUUGUGUAGUUAUUGAUUUCCUUUUAUGAGAGUUUGUGCUCUUGAAAUUGACAGCAUUGUAUCUUUAAAGCAUUGUCAGAUUUAAAUCCAACUGAAAGGGGUUUUUUUUGGUUGUUUUAUUUUAAAAUUUAAAAAACAAGUUCUGCUUGGCAUUGUAAUCCACAGUUCUAUAUUUUGCUAUGUCCAGUGAACUUUGUGUCUCAUUUUUCAUUAUUGUCAACAUGUUCUGUAAAAUGGAUGUUCAGACCCGAGAAUCAAAUAAAGUCUUAAGAACAUCUUAAA
This is a messenger RNA of Aplysia californica (California sea hare), 2075 nucleotides long. Its product is annotated as cleavage and polyadenylation specificity factor subunit 2. Lineage: Eukaryota; Metazoa; Mollusca; Gastropoda; Aplysiida; Aplysiidae. The record is from RefSeq and is a predicted model, not a curated record. Gene Ontology annotation, molecular function: RNA binding. Gene Ontology annotation, biological process: mRNA 3'-end processing by stem-loop binding and cleavage. Gene Ontology annotation, cellular component: mRNA cleavage and polyadenylation specificity factor complex.